CCUGUCAACUAACAGUAACAUCUACUGAAAGAAAAUGACUGCACUACUUCAGCUGUUGUUACUGGUCAGCGUGACCAUGGCCUCCGAGCCAUCGUGUCCAGCGUGCUCAAAAUACGACUACGAAGAAAAAGUGCUAGAGAGGAUGAUUCGCAUGGAGUUCGCUUUUGAGAAUGUGUUAAAGGGAAACAGGGCUGUGAGCAAAACUGUUGAGGAAGAUCUAACGCGGAUCAAGGAAGAAAACGAACGUUUACACGCGACCGUUGAUGUCCUGAAGGACCAACAGGAGCAAGCUGAACGAAGACUGGUUUCGCUCAUGGAGGAAAUUGAGAUAAACCAGUCCAGCACACUGGAGAAGAUAGUUUCCGAUUCUAACACUACGUUAGAACAAACCAUUGCCGCCUUCAAUGAUAUAAAAGACCAAAUCGUUACUCCAAUGGUUUACUUCCACGCCCGCUCUCCACAAACCAGCAGCCUGUCCACAGGUGAGGUGAUAGUUUACAAGACAGUAGAGACCAACCAGGGCAACGGUUACAGCGCCACAACGGGCAAGUUCACCGCUCCAGCACGGGGACUCUACUUGUUCUUCAUGCACACAUGUACGCCUCCAAGCAAAUAUGCUUAUCUCCAGAUAGUGAAGGAAAGCUCAGUCCUCAUUGCAAGUGAACACUAUGACAAGGAACGGUAUACCUGUUCUACUAGUCCGGCGUUUGUACAGCUUGAUGCUAGUGAAUCUGUCUGGGUACAAUGCUCCAGUGGGGCCGCAUACGUACAACUGUAUGAGGAUUCUCAUCGUUGGACCAGUUAUGGUGGUGCUCUCAUUCACAACUGACGUGCUUAGGUCAUUGUUCAUAAAAAGCCAAAAGGCAGAAACUAUACAAUGAAAGUGGAAGUCAAUUUUGCAGUGAUUAAUAAGUCAUUUAAAAAGAAAUCAUUACGUGAAUGAUUUUUGUUAUCAAUUACCGUGAGUUAAACAUUGUUAGAUAUCAUCUGUGCACUUCGCCUGUAUUCUAUGUCAUGUGUGUAAACUGAGAACACGUUAGCCGCGCAAUUUUGCAAAACAGACUUAGCUGAACUUUCAGUCGAAUUCAGAAGUUCUUUCGCUGCUUCGCUUGCUCUUCUUUUAUAUAAUAUAUCAAUAAAACAUUAUACCACAGGUGAUCUUCAUACAGCUUGGCUAUUAAUUCAUUAUUACAUGUUAAGGUAUGAUUAUGAGUACUUAAUUAUUCAUGUUUCUACUGGAUUAAAGUUAAAUGUAA
This is a messenger RNA of Mya arenaria, 1256 nucleotides long. RefSeq lists its product as uncharacterized. NCBI's taxonomy places the organism in Eukaryota, Metazoa, Mollusca, Bivalvia, Myida, Myidae. Gene Ontology annotation, molecular function: protein binding. The transcript has 2 exons. The record is from RefSeq and is a predicted model, not a curated record. The coding region runs from base 35 to 829 and encodes 264 amino acids.